GAUGACGAAAAACGUGUGGCUGGAAGAGCGAUGCUCGACAUGCAGGUGAAUUUCGGAUAAGGUUGCCGAAUUAAUUAAGACGAGUGCUAAAUUUACGCAUGAUUUACAUUAUCAUGUGACAUAAGGGGAUAAAAAUGAUGAGCGCAUCGUGCGUAUUGCUUAAGGAUACUGCGAAAAUGCACGAUUCCAAGGUAUCAUUUGCGUUGCCAUCUUGAAUCAGCUGUCAAGCAGACGAUACGCAGUGUUCAGUCAUCAUCCGAUCUCUAAAGGGACAUGGAAAUAUCUGAAGAUAAUGUACAAAUAAGAAAUCAGCCGACAGACUUGAUCUCAGGGUACAGCGACAAGCGGAAGAGCGAUGAUCCUGACACGGAUCUUAAUGAGGUCGAAAUAAUUGCAGCAGCGCAACACUUUUGUGCUAUUGAGAUCAAAGAGGCCAAGAAUUAUCAUGUAACCGAUGAGAAAGCGAUUGAUAAAGACCAGAACGAAGUGAACGAAUCGAGCACUUCGGAUUCUACCUUAGGGAAUGUACAAAGUAGUGCCAUCACUAAUGUAUUGACAGACUCGAUUUACUUGGACACCUUGGAUUCCGAUUCCAUAAAUAUCGAGUUCCAGAAACAAUCAGGCGCAGCAGAAGUGUUCAUUCGGAACGAUGAGCAAACGACCAAUUACAAUAUAUCUACAGUGACGAUACCGAACGAGUUCUUAGACGGGCUUAAUAUCAACAUAAAAAAGGAGGAUGACGAGGGUCACAGCACCCUAUACACAGCGGAAUGGUUAUGCGACGACAAUAACGAUACUAGCAUACGACUGAGAGUCUUGAAGGAUGCCAAGCAGAAUAUACAAGUCCCCGUUAAUAUUGAUCCAUUGACUGGCGUGAUCGCGGUAGCAAAACGUAAGAAUCAAUUAACGGACAAGGAUACCUUGGAAAAAACGAAGCUGUCUAGAAGAUCCAAAAAACACGUUAGAAUAAAAGCCAGCGUACAUCAAGAUUACAAAGAAAGAUUGAGGAAAAAGGCCGAGUGUAUGAGAGAGAAACGGAAGAAGCUGUACGAACAGGAGAGCGAGGAGCAGCGUCUGCAAAGGUUGGCGAAGGAAGCGGCGAAGAGACGCGAGAUGAGAAUGUAUUACGAGACACCGGAGCAACGAAGGAAGAGGCUCGACGCUGAAGCAGCGCGAAAAAGAGAGUAUAGAAUGUAUAACGAGACGCCAGAGGAUAGAAGAAAGAGACUGGACCGCGAGGCUGAGAGGAGGAGAAUCAAGAGAUUGUCGUUAUACGCGAGCGAAACACCAGAGCAGAGACGGGAGAGGCUUAACAGAGAAUCGGCGAAGAGACGAGAGGCUCGAUUGAAUCAGUACGCUAAAGAGACGGAGGAGGAGAGGAAGGAGAGAUUGCGAAGGGACGCUCUAAGGGCCAGGGAAAUGAGAUUCACGCGGUCCGCUAUUGAGACGGAAGAGGAGCGUAGGCAAAGGUUAGUAAAGGACGCCUUUAGAAAGAGAGAGGUAAGGAUGCAUGGGGGCCAUUCGGUGAACAAUAAUUUUACGGAACUCCGAACCGUUCGCAAUUUUCAAGAAUUGAACGAUGUGCAGAUAAGGGACAGUCCCGAAAGUCAAUUGGACGGCCAUUACCUGAGCAACUGGAUGAUGUGGUUUCAAAAUACACUCACACAACCGGUUCACAGUGGAGAACAGAUUGUAGAACCGCAGCAUAAUAGAUAGAACUUGUGUUUUCCGCUAUGGAUGUACUUUCGGGACCUUUUUGGUGAACGAUAACAGCGACCAAUCUGAGUGUGCUUUACUUAUGCUUCCUUUACAAGCGGAACUGUAAAAUUGCAACAGCGGAAUUACCGUUAUUGCCAAUGUCUCAGACAGCACACAUGUCCAAAAGACAUCUUAAAAGACGACUUAAAGACGUCUUAAAGUCCUUUAGACAUCUUUAAGACAUCUUUUCGCCUUUUCGUGCUGUCUGGGAAUAUUUCUGAUAUGUACGAGACUUAAGUUAGUUAUUAGCAAAUUGAAUUCGCGUUUUAAAAAGAAGCUAUUUUAUAAUAUUUAUAAAUGCCGAACGCGAGCGUAGCUAUACUUUUCAAUGUGAAAAAAGAAUUAUGUAAUUUAUUUGCAUUAUGUUUGAAAAAAGAUGACGUUAUGUUAAAAAAAAAAUAGAUAAAUCAAAGAAAAAAAGCUGAACACUUUCUUAGUGUUUACAUGAUGAUUAAUUACGAUUAUUUGAAUAUCUAAAAUUAUUCUGAUUGUAAAAGAGAGGUGCAUCGAGAAGUAACAAUGUUACUCUUUGAUGUUAAAUGUGUAAAUAAAUUUAGCUGAUACGUUGAUGCGAUGAAAAAAUAGAAGUUGUAUAUUAUUAGGAAAAACAAGAGAAGCAAUUCUUGCCAGUGCCUUUUAUUCAAUGUUCAACAAAACGAACACUCAGACUGAAUUUCAUUGAUACAUAUGGCACUUGAACAUGAGUGAAUGAUUCUGGUGAAAGUUUGACUGUCUCUUGUGCUAUUUGUACAGUUAGAUUACUAUGUACUUCUUUCUACGAUUCCUUUGUAAUGAAUAAUAAAUUGUGUU
Camponotus floridanus (Florida carpenter ant) is the source of this 2568-nucleotide messenger RNA. RefSeq names its product stress response protein NST1. The record is from RefSeq and is a predicted model, not a curated record. The transcript is spliced from 2 exons. The coding region runs from base 274 to 1716 and encodes 480 amino acids. NCBI's taxonomy places the organism in Eukaryota, Metazoa, Arthropoda, Insecta, Hymenoptera, Formicidae.